AUGGGGCGCUAUAACGUGUUGUCGCCCAUAUUGGCGAUGAGAUGGGUUACUUUGAUCUGCCUGCUUUGUGACUGUUUAUCUUAUGCACUCGCUGUCAAUCAUGAGACGCGUUUUCGACUUCCAGAUGAAGCUGAUACCACCUCCACGAACGCUAAUUCCCUCCGGCCCCGAGCCGACUCAAAGCCCUUCACUCUCCGUAUCAUGCCCUUGGGUGCAUCCAUUACUGCCGGCUACGGAACCACUUUAAGUCGGGGUUAUCGCAAACCCCUCCGGGACCAGCUGCGUUUCGAAGGGUGGCCUGUCAAUAUGAUCGGAAGUCAACGCAGCAAUGAGACAGAGACGUUCCAUAACAAUCAACACGAAGGCCACGGUGGCCACACAGUUAGUGAAACCAUUGAUGACUCGAAUGGCAGCCUGUACCGCAAGCCUAACCUGAUUCUCAUCAACUGCGGCACCAACGACGUUCCCCUCAGCACAUGGGAGACUACUGGAACAAGGAUGCAAGGCGUAAUAGACCAUCUAUUCAACGAGGUUGACGGGGUUACCAUUAUCCUAUCAACCGUCGUCCCGCGACUAGACGGUAGUGAGAACACCAGGCGCAGCGAAGUUAUCAGCGAACAGUACCGCAAACUGGUUAUAGAUAAUGCUGCAUCGGGCAGGAAGAUCCUUCUCGCGGAUCUUGACGACGUGCUGGACCCCGGGUCGGAUUAUCACGACGAUCUUCACCCAAACGAUAUCGGUGCCGCUAAGUUUGCUGCAGUUUGGGAUAAGGCCAUUCUUGAGGCCGAGAAUAAAAAUUUUCUUACUACACCAAUAGAUACUGGAAUUCCUGAUGUUAGCAUUGAUGGUGACGACGACACGGACGGCCGCUGCCCCGUCGUUCGCGGAGCUCUACGCGGACCGGUUAGAACGCAGUCAGGCUGGGGAUACGACGACGGCACAUAUGCCCAUAAGGAUGCACCGGUUGAGGGGCUCGCCACUAAAAAUAGCAUUUGGGACUCCAAGAGAGAUAACGAAUCAGACAUAUAUUUUGCUCAGCUGGUUAAUGGGGGCAAUGCCGACUUCGGCGACUAUCUCGACGAGCUUAUUGUCUGCACGGAGGGCCCGAACCAUGACGGGGCAGGAUGUUCUUUCCUUACGAACACAGAUGGCUCGUACGAUAAGAGUGACCUCCGGAAAUUGGAACUUGGUCUGUUUUGUCAUUUGAGAGGACUCCAUUUCGGCGACAUCAACGGAGAUGGUCUCGACGAUGUAAUCUGCAUCAAUUUAGAAGCGAAGAUGUAUGCGGCUAUUAACAAAGGCGGCAACCCUCCUACCUUUGACGUCCUUCCCGACGGGGGUCUCAUCCGGGGAGCUGGUAAUGAUCAGACCUGCGAUUCCCAGAACCAGGUCAGACUGGGUGAUAUGGACGGCGAUGGGCGCCUGGACUACUGCUGUAUUGACGGCAAAGGUGACAUUUACUGCUGGCGCAAUGGUGGCUCAGGUAGAGCCCCAGUCGCCAAAGAGAACGGUUAUUGGCAGGAACUUGUUGGCGGAGCCACCUUCAAGGCCAAGGGAGAGACCCAAGGCAUCGAUGGAGUGCGUUUCGUCGAUAUCAAUGGUGAUGGCCGAACCGACUGGGUCUACCUCCAUAAUGACGGAACUAGCGAUAUCUAUGUCAACCAGCGUGGGAGCAUUAGUGAAGACGGCAAAGGCCUUGCACCUCAUUGGGCGAAGGCGUCAUCGACACACACCGCGUAUAAAGAGAUUGAUUACCGGCACAACUUCUACUUUGGUCGAGUGAAACCCAGAUCAUUCCGGGCAGAUGGUGGUCCCACUAGGGCUGACCGAAUCAUCCUGCAUAGAAUAGGAUUCCACGAAGUUGACGAAUCUUACUCGGCAGACCUCAAAAUUCAGACUAAUCUAGGCGUUGGGGGCACAAAGCUUAAAGGAGAUGGUGUUUUCUACUGUGAUAUGUUUGGAAGCGGCAGCGACGACUACCUCUGGGUGCUUUCGACAGGCGCCAUAACCCUGUUCCAAAACAUCCACUCCCCGCCUGCGUGGGGUCCCCUUGGAGAGAUCAUCGACAUCAAGAGAGAUCGAAAAAGCAUUCAUUUUGGUGACUGGGACGGUGACGGAAAAUGCGACAUCCUCGCGGUUGAGCGGCACACCGGCCGUGUUGAGUGGUGGCGAAAUCUCCAUAAGACUGGCGAUAAGGUGCCAACCUUCGCUGGUCCUCAAUGGGCUGUCGAUACCGCCUAUGACCACCGGUGUAUUGAAGGCUGGGGUAAUGGUGUUUACGACUAUGGCCUUGAAUUUGCCGAUCUUGAUGGAGACAAGAGGGUCGACUAUAUAUGUAUGGAGAAAAACAUGCGUGUCUUCGGUACCUUGAAUAAGGCGGGAGAGCUUCAAUGGAAGGACCAGAUAAAGCUUGCCCCCGAUAACGGUACUCUUGAUCGAGCCAAUUUCAAGUGGGCUGAUGUCGACGGCGACGGCAAGGCUGAUUUGAUAUGGGUUGAUAAGUUCGACGGCAAGGGACGCCUCUGGACAAACGGUGGAUUUACACCAGCUGCCGGCAGCAGCAUGACCUGGGACUAUCAAGGCUUCCGCUUUGAUGGUCACGGCCGUGGGCAGAACAUUCAUUUCUCAGAGAUCGGAACCAGCGGCCGCGCUGAUUACCAUGUUGUUUGGCCUGAUACAGCCAUAUCCGACACCUAUUUUAACGAUUGUUCGCGCCAAGGCGAGGGUCAGGAUGACUACCCGGAGCCCUUCGACCCCAACCUCCCUACUCUUCCCGGUGGCAGUGUUGGUACUGGUGACUUCCCUACAGAUCGGUUGGACUACGCCAAGUCCGAGUAUCAGGGCAUCUAUUGGGAUGUAAGUCAAGCCGUUCUGCGAAGUGUUGGCAGACCCCUUUGUGGAUUUGAACUAACUGGAGACCCAGCGCGUGACCAAAGGAUGUACAGGGGGUGA
Periconia digitata is the source of this 2952-nucleotide messenger RNA. NCBI's taxonomy places the organism in Eukaryota, Fungi, Ascomycota, Dothideomycetes, Pleosporales, Periconiaceae. The record is from the annotation of a GenBank genome assembly.